CACGCAGAGUUACCAGAGCCGUGCCCACAGGCUUGCCACCCUAUUCAUCAUGACGGCUGGCAGUGCUAAUGCGAGCCAGUUUCCCAUGAUGUUCAUCGUCUACGGAGGAGUGCCGUUCCUGCUGGCAUACCUGGCGUUUCUCUGCGUAGUGACAUUUCCCGUCAUGCGCCUGGAGAACAACCUGGCCCAGUUCGCCGGAGACGGAAACAUCGGCAUCUUCAGCGCAGUUCCGCUCUUCAUCGGCCUGGGCUACACCAUGAGCCUCUACGCAAUCGUACACGUGGUGAGCGACUCGGUGCCGGUGUCCGAUCAGCUGCUCUACCUGCUCGACUCGCUCCGCGAUGCCACGUGGAAUGAUUGCCCCAACGGGCUGCUGCUCGCACCCAACCGGACCUGCUAUGUACCCAGGCGCGCGUUCUCGCUCUGCAGGACCACUCGCGCUCGGCUCACGGAGGCCUUCCGCCGACAGCCGCUAAGCAGCGGUAUGCCGGCCGUGGCGGAAGGACAGGAACCCUCCGUGGUGCUGCUGCCGUCCAAGGUGUACCGCAGCGAGAUGGCCGACUGCCUGCCCGGAGUGUACAACUACCUGCAGCCGUACCAGCCGUGCGUCUGCGAUACGCUCGCUCCUUGCUCUAGCUGAUCGCGCUUACUUUAUUUUUCGAGGCAAUAAAUA
Messenger RNA from Dermacentor andersoni, 673 nucleotides. RefSeq names its product sodium-dependent acetylcholine transporter-like. Gene Ontology annotation, cellular component: presynaptic membrane; neuronal cell body membrane; plasma membrane. Gene Ontology annotation, molecular function: dopamine:sodium symporter activity. Gene Ontology annotation, biological process: sodium ion transmembrane transport; amino acid transport; dopamine uptake involved in synaptic transmission. The record is from RefSeq and is a predicted model, not a curated record. NCBI's taxonomy places the organism in Eukaryota, Metazoa, Arthropoda, Arachnida, Ixodida, Ixodidae.